This is a messenger RNA of Hymenoscyphus albidus, 1373 nucleotides long. The record is from the annotation of a GenBank genome assembly. Lineage: Eukaryota; Fungi; Ascomycota; Leotiomycetes; Helotiales; Helotiaceae.
AUGUCUUCCCGGAAUGAUGCUCUUUUACCAGUGCCUACUAUCACUCUCGAAGGAAUGAAAAUCCGCCAGGAUAUUCCUUAUACCAACCGACUUUUUAUUCAAUAUGGUCCUCCGGGUGUCACUUGGAGUCAAGUCUAUAACCCGGUUACCACCCUGACCAGUCUACGCCCUAAUGCCCCUGCGAACGUCAAAUUCGACGUCAAACUCGAACUCAUUAUCUGGCUUAUCAUCUGCGUUGACGGACAAUGCAAAAAUAUUGGGACGCCGCAUGCUCGCGCAGCAUAUGGCAUGUACUUUGGUCCACACUCCCCAUAUAAUCGAUGCUCUAUGCUUCCACAAAGUGUACAUAAAACAAAUGGCUCCGCAGAGCUUUUUGCUGUGAUGACCGCCGUGUGUUUUGUGAAAGACCAGAGCACCAGACCGAUAUCUGCUAUCGGCCCUCUGAAGAAGGUUGUCAUCCAAACGGAUUCUUCAUAUGGUAAGCACAUUAUUUCACUCUCUUUUCCACUGUCUUCGGACUGCAAAGACUCAGAUUAUCGAUCGUUCUUUCCUUUCUCGCAUUCCAAAUUGAUCCGACAAUCCUUUCUUUAUGGCAAACUGCUGUUUGCUGACUGCCGUACUCCAGUUGUUGAAUGUCUUACGAAAAACAUAUGGACAUGGCAAGACAACGGAUACCAAAAUGCACGAGGUAUUCGAACCGCCAACCUCAGCCUCAUCUAUGACAUCCACCACUUACUAGAGGAUGCCAAAAGAGUAAAAGAGAUCUAGGGAUGAAUAUCAGAUUUCAGCACGUAGCAAGAGUCAAGAACCAGGGUGCGGAUCGUCUAGUUGAGCUUGCCUUCGAUUGGGAGUCCCAAUUUACAUUUCGCACGGAGGAACCUGCGUUUCCCACAAACAAAUGGAAACACGCCUCAAAAUACGCCAAGGAGCUUUCGCCUAGUGAGGUCGUCCCUAUUCACACGAUUCUCUCCCGUCUUGAGUGGCCUCUUCCGCUGAAGAGAGAGAAUCGGUGGAUUGAUAGUAUUAUUUCUUAUAUGAUUCGUGGGAAUUUGCUGCUUGAAGGGCGGGCGGAUUUCCCGGCGCUUUUUCAGGCGAGAUUUGGGAAGUUUUGGAGAACGCAGAUUGCAAGGGAGAGAGAUAAGAUUACCGAGGAGUUGGCGUAUACUGAGAGGGCAAUGAAUGGUCUCCCACCUGGCGCGGGAACCAAGGGCUCGCGUGAGUGGAUUGGGUAUCAUGAGAAACUUGCCCAGCUUGGGACGCUGCUUGCAAGGAUCUCUGAAGGUAGGGCUGAGAUAUCUUCCUGGCUUUUCUACUACAUGCUCACCUUUUUGAUAGAGGAAUUGGAUGAUGGCAAGCAUUCGCAUAUUGUUUGA